CCAUUCAGGUGUCGUGACGUCACAAAAAUAAGGAUGCGUCGUCGUUUAAAUAGUCGUGCAUUCGAUCCAUUCGAUGAAUGGCUCGAAACACAGGGAUUGUAUCGCAAACAGGUUGCACGGGAUGGAUCAUGUCUGUUCCGUGCUGUUGCAGAACAGGUCAUCAUGUCACAGACAGAACAUGUUCGUGUGAGAUCAAUGUGUCUGGAAUAUAUGAUGCUUUAUAAAGAAGACUUCCAGCCAUUUCUGGACAUACCAUUAGACCAUCAUGUGUUUAAUCUCCAGGAUGUUAGGGAAUGGGGAGGCCACACUGAAAUACUGGCCAUGUCACGCCUUUUUAAGGUCGAUUUCCUCAUUUACCAAGGCAUUGGAAGAGCACCCUGCAAAGCUACAGAUUAUGAUCACCCCAGAACUCUUAUGCUCAGUUUUACCAAUGGGAACCACUAUGACAUUGUGUACAAAAAAGAUCAUGCUUCAUCUCGAGGAUUUUGCCAGUCUGUUGUGUAUGACAUACUAUACUCAAGAGUUUUUAAACUAAAAGAUGUAAGGCUAGCUGUGGACACAAUGCUGCAUGACAAAGAAUAUGCAACCCUUAGAAGAGAUUCAGCUAACUCAGCAGAACUGAAAGAGAUAGGUGCCCUUGUGGAAAAAAUACUGGGAACUAGUGUUUCACGAGAUAAUAGUCAAGAUGAGGGUGAUAAAAACACCAGUACAGAAGAACGACAUAGUUUAGAAGACAUCCAUCCAGAUGAUGUGAAAGGUCUCCUUGCCCAUGGCAUCCCACCAUUCCCAUAUAAAGUUGCUAAAUCCCUAGAUCCUGACAUAUAUCGAAAUAUUGAGUAUGAUGCCUGGAACACUGUUAGGAGAGAAGCUCGGUAUGGUCCCUUUGAUAGCAAUGGAUUCCAAGCAGGUGUAAAGGUGCUGAUAAAAUUAGAAUUAUUACCAAACCGCCAAGAAGUGGAAGACUUGCGGAAGGCCCACAUAGCCACCCGGCAGGGCAGUGGGGAAGGAAAUGUGGGAAAAGCAACUGAGGAGAGAGUGGAUGUUUAUCGUGGUCAUAUACAAGAGAUGUCUGAAAACAAGGGACCAGUAGAUGUUUAUAUUGAAGAAAUUGGCAGCAGGUUGAAGGUGCCAUAUGAAUCCUUAGAAAAGGUACCACCCUCUCCACCUCGGUCACCAUGGCAUGCACAAAUGCAGCAGGGAGCAGCCAACAAUGGAGCUGCAGGCACUGGGGGUGGGGUGAUAGCAAAUUACAAAAACUUGUCUGGUUAUUAUAAGAAAUCAACCCUUCCCCCAGAAUCUGAAUUCACUGUCACGAGGAGCAAGAAGAAGGGAGGAAAGCAGUCCCGUGAGGUAUUAACAUUUAUCCCCAUCAAUACUUCUUUAAGAUAUUGUACACCACCGAGCAGUACAGGGAUGAGAGGACGAGGUGCAGGAAGUCCUUCAGCACAUGGAAGUUCACCCCGUUCUAGGACACCUCAAGGAUCUCAGUCUAGUUAUAAUAAAAACUACCCAAAUAGAGGAGUGGGCCGUGGAAAUUCUAGUAACUACAGAAAUAAUGAGAGUCCUGCCAGAGAAGCAUUUCCACCUUUUGCCGGUGCAGUGAAUGUAGGAAUGAGUGUUGAGGGAGUUUGGGCAGUGCGACCGAAUACCAAUCAGUCUAACCACCUGCCCCCACCACCCCAAAGCAAUAUGCCAGGCUCUUCCAACAAUGUCCUGCCACCGGGACCUUACUGUCCAAGUGCCUCACAUCCUGCACCAAUGCCUGGUGAUGAUGAGCCAUCCAGGAGUGCUGACAUCUCUCAGCUGCAGAUGAGGGCUGUGACGGAGGCUCUCCAGCAGGUUAUGAGUGCUGGGGGUCAGGAGGUGCGUGUGACAGGCCAACAGUUGGAAGUUGUCAGUACAGAGGAAAGAGCAGUACCUCAGGCUGGUCCUUUGGUAGACGAAUGUCCACAGGUGGACAAUACUGAUACUGCACCUCAGGUUGAACAAAACUUGCCUGAGCCGUUGUCUGAGCAGAAAGGAAAUGAAGCUGGAACUAUCAAUAGAGAAAUUGGGAAUACAGGUCCACCUGUCCAAGGUGCCAACCCACAUACCUCACCAGCUAUGGAGGAACCUAGUCUUCAGAUAGAAACUAUAAAUCAAACGCAAUAUAUGCAUCCUGCUAAUGGAGAAAUGCAGCCUGCAAUGUAUACACAGCUGGCUGGCUCACCCUCACCACACAACGGUGCCAUGUACACGAUCAGCUAUCCACCACCUUAUCCCAGUCCAGGCCUCUUCCAGGUUUUCACUCCAGUACCAGAUGGUAGCGGUACCCCAGAAUUCACGCCACCACCACCUGUCACAUCAAUGCCCAGCAGACCAGAUACUUGGGAUGGACAGGGACAAGUAGCAGAUGCAGAAAGCAUGAAAGUAAACCAAGGAAUGGCACCAGUCAUGGUGUAUCAUAUGCCAGUAAUGUUUGGAGGGUAUGAUUAUUCUUAUAAUUCAUGGGCAUACCCAGUUCCAGUAAUGCCAUCACCACCAAUGGAAAUGGUGCCGCCUCCUCCAAUGGGAGCUCCACCUCACCAGAAUUAUCCACCACCAUAUCAUCAUGAUGGUCGUGAAGGGAGAGAGAGGCCUCCAUUCCAUCUCCGUGGAAGAGGGAGAGGGGGUAGUCCACACCACAACCAAUAUCGUGGGCAUCACCAAAACAACCAGCCUUAUAAUUCUUAUCCAGGAAAUAGUUACCAUGGUGGGCAGAAUCACUACAAUAACAGUUAUGGAAGCCCUAUGGGUCGAGGUAGUGGGCCUGGUGGUCAGCGAUCCUUACCACCAAGAUUCCAAAGGGGUGGAGGUACCCCAAGACACCAAUAUUCAAGCCCUAAUCAUUACCAGCAUCCAAAUACCCCUCCACACCUUAACCAAAGGAGUCACCAGUAUGAGGGUCAGCCCUUAAUGCAUAUGGGGUCAAAAUCAAACCCAGAGAAUUUGUCUUCACAGGUUGUCUCAGGUGGUACUGUAGGGUCUGGUGGGUUGGCCUCGCCUCCCCUAGUCACAUAUGUGGAAUCCGACCGCAGUCAGGGAAUGCUUCCACUUCCUCCCCAGGAUGGUCCCCCAAUACCUCCACAGGAGCCUGUACCUAUGGCUGCCCCUCCUCCAUAUCCUACACCUCCAGGCUAUGUUAUGAGUGGUCCUUGGAUGUGGAAGAUGAUGUGAAAAAUGCCCUAAGACAACCAGUACUGUCAUCUGCUCGAUAAAGGAGUUACAUUGAUGUGUAAUAGCUUGAGAAACCUAAAUAUUCUAAAUUUAUAACAAUGAUUAAAACAUUCCAGUUCAUAGCGUAUUUAAAAAUUUAUAGUAAAACAUGACAAAGGUGUUUUUACAACCACCAUAUAUAUGCAUGUUACUUUAUAUAAAAAAAAUUAAUGCAGGCAGUUGACUGAAAGGAAAUAUAUACUAGGAAAUGGAUUCAAUGUGAGAAUAUUGCUGUUUUCAGUAAUAAUUAAUAUUUGAGGUUUAGUCCAAUUUUUUACAAAUUGUAACAACUUUGAAACCAGUCAAUGGCUCCUGAUGUAUAAUUAUUUGUCUAAUGGUUGUACUUUAAUUUUACUGUUUUUGCAGGUAAAUAUUCUUACCUGAAAGAGAAAUACUUAGUUCCUUCUUUUCCCAUAAAGCUGUGCUUUAUUAUUUUUAUCAGGAAAUUGUUCUUUGUGUUAUUUUGUAAAACAUUUUAUAUUACUUUCUUUUAAUAUGUAUUCAGUUACCAUUAGUACCUGUUCACUUUAAUUUUACCAUGUAAAAUUGUAUGGUAUGUAAAAACAAUUAUGAAAGUGCCUUAAUGGUACCCGUCCUACCAGUUUUCAUUCCACUAAUGUUAUUUAAUGUUGUAUCUAGAUUCAUUAACACAGAGCAGAAGACUUUGUUCAGUUGUCUAGUCGCGUAACACAAGAAAUCCUUUUGGUUUAUUUUUGUAAACAUUUUGUAAUUAUUGUCAUGUUCCAUUAAGAAUAUGAGUAAAUCUUUAAACAAAA
This is a messenger RNA of Penaeus indicus, 4010 nucleotides long. Its product is annotated as protein ovarian tumor locus-like. The record is from RefSeq and is a predicted model, not a curated record. Gene Ontology annotation, molecular function: cysteine-type deubiquitinase activity. NCBI's taxonomy places the organism in Eukaryota, Metazoa, Arthropoda, Malacostraca, Decapoda, Penaeidae. Bases 34 to 3195 code for a protein of 1053 amino acids. Gene Ontology annotation, biological process: protein deubiquitination. The transcript is spliced from 25 exons.